ACAAAACGCAAUAGGAGGAUAGAGUACAAAGUUGGGACACGUAUAUCAGAAAUGUGAGUGUGUGGCAGAGUCUCUCUUGACUUUACGUCUCUUGACUCAAUUUGUUCUCUUGAGCAAACGGAAGAUGGUUCCGGGGAUUCAAUACUUCUCUUAUUUUUUGUAUCAUUGGAUAUUACACGAUGGAAAUUGAAAAUAUGUUUCGUAUAUUUGCCACAAAAAGAGAGCCCGGUACGUGCCCGUUUAUUAAAAAAAAUCAUCAUUGUUUACUAAAAAGAACACGACACGUGCAAAAGGAUAAAAGCAUUGCUAUAUAUCGGCCUUCUCGGACUCUCUCGUUCCAAAAAGUAACAGUCUUAUUACACGUCAAUAGACAUUACACAAUGAAUUAAAAAAAAAAAAUACCCAAACGUGUCUUCGUUUAUUGAAAAAGACAAUCGCAACAAUCAACGAGCGAGGGACCCGGUUCUGAAGAGUUGAGUCAAGGGAGACGCGCUGUUGUAUUUGAAUAUAGAAGCAAUAUGGCGCCACGCAGGGAGACAAGAUCUAACCUAAAUCCCGGGAAAAGUUCGAGGAAAACCAACAAGAGCUGGAUAGAAAGUUCUAUCACAGAAUGGCGACAGUUUCUCGUUUCUCUGCUGACCGACCCGAAGAAGCUGUCGUUGACGGCCAAGGUGUUCGUCGUCCUGGAGAUAAUGCUGAACGUACUGGUUAUCGAGAACGUGCCAUACACCGAAAUAGAUUGGAAGGCCUACAUGCAGGAAGUGGAGGGUUUCCUGAACGGCACUACGGACUACUCGAGGCUGAGAGGUGACACCGGACCUUUAGUUUAUCCGGCCGGAUUUGUGUACAUCUUCAGCGGUCUCUACUACAUAACCUCGCGCGGCACCCGCGUGAAGAUAGCACAGUACCUCUUCGCGAUACUCUACGUGAUCACGCUGUCGCUGGUCUUCCGGAUCUACGCGAGGACUAAGAAAGUGCCGCCCUACGUUCUGAUCCUGAUGUGCUGCACCUCCUACAGAAUACACUCGAUAUUCGUAUUGCGACUGUUCAACGACCCGGUGGCCAUGGUGCUGCUGUUCGCGAGCAUCAACGCGUUCCUCGACAAUCGGUGGUACCUGGGUAGCGUGCUGUACAGUCUCGCCGUGUCCGUUAAAAUGAACAUACUGCUGUUCGCCCCGGCGCUUUUCGUUGCUUACCUAUGCGUUCUGGGACUGUCAAAAGCACUGAUACAUUUGUCGGUUUGCGCAUUCGUUCAGUUGAUUCUCGGUCUUCCGUUUUUACUGGAAAAUCCGCUCGCGUACGUAAAAGGUGCCUUCAACUUGGGUCGGAUUUUUGAAUUCAAGUGGACGGUGAAUUGGAGAUUCUUGUCGGAGGAUGUAUUCGUACACCCGUAUUUUCACGUGACUCUGUUGCUUCUGCACAUUCUGACGUUGUUCUACUGCGCGCCAACUUGGAUCACGUACAUGAGAUCGUACGCGAAACUGAAACACGUCGAGAAGGAUCUGAAACCCCAACUUCGUAAGAAAGAAAACAUAGACAUGUCCGUUAUAAGCCAGCUGUUCGUCUAUCCUCUCUUUGUCGCCAAUUUCGUCGGCGUUAUGUUCAGCAGGUCGUUGCAUUAUCAGUUCUACAUAUGGUAUUAUCACACGUUACCCUACAUCGCAUGGUGCACCGACUACAAGAUCGUUCUCAAACUGACUCUCUUGGGCGUGAUAGAAUUGUGCUGGAACACGUAUCCGAGCACCGUCUUUAGUAGCGCGGCAUUGCACGCGUGCCACGUUUUCCUGUUGUAUGGAAUUCUCAAAAAUAAAUCAAAUGACGCAAAAGACAAAUGAAAAAAAAAAAAACGACACGUGAUGUGAUGCAUCUUAUUGUUGUCUUCCCGGAUGUCUCUAUGGAUAAAAACAGCGAUCACGUAACCCGUCGAAGAGUGGAAGCGUAAACAUAUACUAAUGCAAUAAAUUUUUAUGUGAUCGCGCAAACAACGAAGAUCCACGCGCGGACCUCGGAAGUAAGGAGCGGAAAAGCGUUUUUUCAAAAGUGAAGUUUACAUGAGCGACUCCAACUCACUUAUUUUUCCAAGUUUUCGGAGUGUGUGCGUGUGUGAAGUAACAUUUGUAUAUCCGCGUUGUUUUUGACUUGUUUACAGGAUUGUUUGCAAUUGUAUCUACAAAGUGUGUGAGAGCACAUGUAAGACCAUUUAUCUUUUGUACACGAGUUGAAUAAAUAAAUUACGAACGUUAACGCGUAAUUUUGUUCUUGUGCACUCUCAACACAAAUGCGCUUUCAUUCUCUACGUAUAAAAAAUUUUGCAAAAUGAUUAUCAUUUUAAAAAAUUUUUCAAAUCUUGUUUGUACAAAAGAGAACACACAAUAAAUGUAAGACA
Messenger RNA from Pseudomyrmex gracilis, 2386 nucleotides. It is a transcript of the gene Alg3, whose product is annotated as lethal(2)neighbour of Tid protein. The coding region runs from base 519 to 1835 and encodes 438 amino acids. Gene Ontology annotation, molecular function: dol-P-Man:Man(5)GlcNAc(2)-PP-Dol alpha-1,3-mannosyltransferase activity. The transcript has 2 exons. The record is from RefSeq and is a predicted model, not a curated record. Lineage: Eukaryota; Metazoa; Arthropoda; Insecta; Hymenoptera; Formicidae. Gene Ontology annotation, cellular component: endoplasmic reticulum.